AUGAGCGAAGUACGAUCCCCAAAAAUCGGACAAGAUCCACCAGCCCCGACCAAUUUUGGUUCCAUAGAUGGUUCUGACGCUUUUAGUUGCCUUCUUCAAAAUAUAUUCUCAUGGAUGCCUGCUGUGACAACCCCUCAUCUACCGGAACGCUAUUCGGCCUGCGCAGAAGAUCCCAUCGCCUACACACCCAUUCCAACACCCUCCUUCCUCUUCAACUCCCUGUGUGCUCGGCAUCCAAGUCCGAGUGGCCCUGCGGGUUCGCUGAGUUUGCCAAGCAGACAGCCAACUUGGCCACUCUUUCCCACAUCUUCUGCAUCGAAUCCUAUUUCAACGGAGGACAAGAAGCAGGAAGAAAAAUUAGAAGACAUCGGUCGUUCUAUGGGAGACAUAUUGCAUAAACCAAAGCGUUCAUCUGCCUGUCCUAGUUUCUCCAUCUCUGCCCUGACGGAUGAGCCAAAUUAG
Molecule: messenger RNA, 462 nt
Organism: Dibothriocephalus latus
Lineage: Eukaryota; Metazoa; Platyhelminthes; Cestoda; Diphyllobothriidea; Diphyllobothriidae
Source: the annotation of a GenBank genome assembly